Rhinopithecus roxellana (golden snub-nosed monkey) is the source of this 2008-nucleotide messenger RNA. Its product is annotated as aldo-keto reductase family 1 member B10-like. The record is from RefSeq and is a predicted model, not a curated record. Bases 298 to 1248 code for a protein of 316 amino acids. Gene Ontology annotation, molecular function: aldose reductase (NADPH) activity. NCBI's taxonomy places the organism in Eukaryota, Metazoa, Chordata, Mammalia, Primates, Cercopithecidae. The transcript is spliced from 10 exons. Gene Ontology annotation, cellular component: mitochondrion; cytosol.
CAGAACUUUGGAAGGCCGAGGUGGGUGGAUCACCUGCGGUCAGGAGUUUGAGAUCAGCCUGUCUCUACUAACAAUAUAAAAUUUAGCCAGGAGUCGCAGUGGGCACCUGGAAUCCCAACUACUCGGGAGGCUGAGGCAGAAGAACUGCUUGAACCCAAGAGACCGAGGCUGCAGUCAGCUGAGAUUGCACCACUGGACUCCAGCCUCGGCGACAGAGCAAGACGGUAUCAAAAACAACAACAAAAAGCAGGAGGUGAGACUUCUACCUGCUCACUCAGAAUCAUUUCUGCACCAACCAUGGCCACCUUUGUGGAGCUCAGUACCAAAGCCAAGAUGCCUAUUGUGGGCCUGGGCACUUGGAAGUCUCCUCUCGGCAAAGUGAAAGAAGCGGUGAAGGUGGCCAUUGAUGCAGGAUAUCGCCACAUUGACUGUGCCUAUGUCUAUCAGAAUGAACAUGAGGUGGGGGAAGCCAUCCAAGAGAAGAUCCAAGAGCAGGCUGUGAAGCGGGAGGACCUGUUCAUCGUCAGCAAGUUGUGGCCCACUUUCUUUGAGAGACCCCUUGUGAGGAAAGCCUUUGAGAAGACCCUCAAGGACCUGAAGCUGAGCUAUCUGGACGUCUAUCUUAUUCACUGGCCACAGGGAUUCAAGUCUGGGGAUGACCUUUUACCCAAAGAUGAUAAAGGUAAUAUCAUCGGUGGAAAAGCAACGUUCUUGGAUGCCUGGGAGGCCAUGGAGGAGCUGGUGGAUGAGGGGCUGGUGAAAGCCCUUGGCAUCUCCAAUUUCAACCACUUCCAGAUUGAGAAGCUCUUGAACAAACCUGGACUGAAAUAUAAACCAGUGACUAACCAGGUUGAGUGUCAUCCAUACCUCACGCAGGAGAAACUGAUCCAGUACUGCCACUCCAAGGGCAUCACCGUUACGGCCUACAGCCCCCUGGGCUCUCCGGAUAGACCUUGGGCCAAGCCAGACGAUCCUUCCCUGCUAGAGGAUCCCAAGAUUAAGGAGAUAGCUGCAAACCACAAAAAAACUGUAGCCCAGGUUCUGAUCCGUUUCCAUAUCCAGAGGAAUGUGAUUGUGAUCCCCAAGUCUGUGACACCAGCACGCAUUGUUGAGAACAUUCAGGUCUUUGACUUUAAAUUGAGUGACGAGGAGAUGGCAACCAUCCUCAGCUUCAACAGAAACUGGAGGGCCUGCAACAUGUUGCAAUCCUCUCAUUUGGAGGAGUAUCCCUUCAAUGCAGAAUAUUGAGGUUGAGUCUCCUGAUGACAUUACACAGGGGAUUCUCUUUCUUCGCUGAAGUGUGACUAUCUCCAUCAAGUCCUAUUUUAGCCAAGCUUAUCUGAAAUCACAGUGAACUUCAUCCUGUUGUAGACCAGAAUCGAGGUGCUGUUUUAGACAUGUAUUUCUGUAUAUUCAACUAGGAUCAGAAUAUCACAGAAAAACAUGGCUUGAAUAAGCAAAUGACAAUUUUUUCCACUUAUCUGAUCUGAACAAAUGUUUGUUAAGCACAAGAACUCUGCUAACACUGAGGAUGUAAAGAUCAAUAAUCAAAAAAUAAUGAUCGUAACUAACGUGGAUUGAGAGAGGACUAUGCGCCCACACAAUGUGAAGUGUUUUCCUGUGGGUGAAGUCACUGAAUCCUCAAAAUAACCCACUGAGGUAGGUACUAUUAACAUCUUACGAGGGAGAGAGGAGGAACUUGUUCAAGGCCCCCCAGGUAAUAAGUGACUGAACCAAGUUUCAAAGGCAGGCAGGCUCUGGGAGAGCUCACAGCGAUCAAUGGUCAUCCUCUUCCUCCUGAGUCUUUUCCUGCCACCUUUCCUCCUUGCCUGUCUCCACUCAUUCCCUGUCUUGCUCUCCCACCUUGUCUUCAAUACACCAUCAUGCCAAAGAGUCAAUGGCACAGCAUGAAAACUCCACAAACAUGCUACUGUUCACUGACAGAGAUGUGACAUUUCCUUGGGAAGUAGCGUGGAAAUACAAUAAAGAUGCUUACUAUUGACAUUAA